GAAUUCGAUUCAGUGACAGAUGUGUGUGCGAGCGUGUGUGCUUGUGUGUUGUAUAUUGAGUAUUCGGGCCUGAUACAGGUCAAAUUUGCCACUUUGGAAUGAACACAAACAAACACAUAAGUAUACUAAAAUCAAAACAAUAUCUGUACUUUUGGCCAUCAGAAUCAGAAUUGAAAAGCAGCUGCCAACGGCAAGGUCAUGUCAUCUCCUAACAUUAUAAGGGAUAUACCGCAGCGGCAUAUCGUCGGGCAUACGCACACCCACAGCCACAGCCACAGCCACAACCACAGUUACACCCUCACCCACACCCAUAACCACAACCAGAACUGGAACGGCAUGGAGCAGUCACUUAACCAGGACAUCGAGGAGCUCAGCUCCACGUUUGAGAGAAUGAUGCGACCCCACAAAGCAAAAUAUGCCUAUCCACGCCCAGCGACACCAACACCACAACGCAUUCCGGAUUCCCUCUCUGCCAGCGGCAUAGUGGGUCACACAAUGGACAUGCCCAGCCGCAUGAGAGCCAUCAAAGUCUUCAAUGUGAUGCUCGCCCGUCUCUGGCGACGACGUUGCGCCGAGGUCUGCGAUUUGCAUGAACUAGUUCGCAAAUAUCAAAGUAAGGCAAGCACAAUGCGAGACGAUCUGUUUUUGCGCAACAAGAUGAUAUGCAAGGAGCAACGACGUUGCGAUCGGCUGGAAAUGGAACUGCGCCAGGUUAAAUAUGCGGCAGAGCUGAGCUCUCAGGGAUGUGUCACAAUUGAGAACGCGCUGAAUGUGGUGCGCAGAAAGGAGGCGAAAUUGCGACGGGAUCUGCGAGCAAAGACCCAGGAAUGCAGCAAUUUUGCCGAGUUGCUCAACGUAACGAAAACUGAAAUGUUUCGCGAGCUAACCAAGUUCCGGCAAUGUGCCCAAGAAUUGGCUGAGCAACAGCGACAGAAUCGCAUUCUAGAGAUACGCAACGCCGAACUGGAGGAUGAGCUAUUAACACUUAAGGAUCGCUUUCAGUCGCAGCAUGACGAUAUUGUCGUGGCUGUGCAUUUAAAGCAGGAGCAAAUAGAUGAGGCAUACGAGACCCUCAAGGGCUAUGAAGAGGAGCUAGCAGAAUUAGAACUCAAACACAACGAGCUACUGAAAGAGAACAACGGCGAUGCCAUACUGCAGGAGAUCGGCAAAAUGGAACGAAAGAUCGGAAUGGUUCGCUAUGUGAUAUGCUUUAUAAACACGCGUCGCUGGCGGCUGUUGCGAGCAUCAUGGCCGAACUUCAAGUGCAUUGCAUACGAGAUAGUUGCCCGAUUUCUGGACUAUAUACUGAACAGUCCGUUAUCGAUGCCAACGCUGCCAGUUACAUCGGUGGGCAUAUAUUUGACAGUUAUGUUAUUGAUAGGCGCCUUGUAUUGAGGAUAUAUAUAUAUAUAUGUAUGCAUAUAUAUAUAGAGAUAUUUAUAUAUGGAGGGUAUAUACAUAUUUAUCAGUUAUAUCGAACAUGAGUUGGGAAUGAAGCAGGCUUUGCCAUCGGGCAAUAUCUCUAUAUAUAUAUAUGUAUGUAUAGCAUAUGUAUAUAUAUAUAAUAUAUACAUAUAUAUAUAUGGAUUGGUGAACGUUGUAAUUUCAGUUUGAACUUCUUAUCUCAUUCGUUUCAAUUUUUUUCUCGUAAGUUUAUCACUAGAUCCAACCAAAAUUGUUGUCAGAUAAAGUGAACCAAAUUGUCAUCUGGAUGUAUUUCUUAUCUAUGUGUAUACUUACGAUUCCAAAGUACCCUCGUCCCCCAAAUAGAAUAUAGAUCCAACAAAAAAACAAAAAAAAA
Molecule: messenger RNA, 1801 nt
Organism: Drosophila novamexicana
Lineage: Eukaryota; Metazoa; Arthropoda; Insecta; Diptera; Drosophilidae
Exons: 5
Coding region: 199-1395 (398 amino acids)
Source: RefSeq, a predicted model, not a curated record